Trichomycterus rosablanca is the source of this 3796-nucleotide messenger RNA. RefSeq names its product YTH N6-methyladenosine RNA binding protein F1 (gene ythdf1). The transcript is spliced from 6 exons. Gene Ontology annotation, biological process: mRNA destabilization. The coding region runs from base 403 to 2238 and encodes 611 amino acids. Gene Ontology annotation, cellular component: cytoplasm. Gene Ontology annotation, molecular function: mRNA binding; N6-methyladenosine-containing RNA reader activity. The record is from RefSeq and is a predicted model, not a curated record. Lineage: Eukaryota; Metazoa; Chordata; Actinopteri; Siluriformes; Trichomycteridae.
GCUCUCGCUUCUCUUUCUCCGCGUGGCCGGCCGGCGGCCUGUGACGUCAGUCCGCUGAGCGCAGAUCCCGGAUGGAGCUGGGGGAAGUGAACAGGACUGCACAAUAACUCAAGGCAGGAGAGUGUGAGGAAAAAAUCCCAAAAAGAAAACGCCGCCGAACGGCUUUGGACUCCGAUCACCAAUCUGGACUUUAUUAAAAGCUCGGAAAGCAACCGGAGUCGGAUUGUAGGCUACCGAAGUGCGAGGAACGGUUGAAUCUUGCGUUGGAAGUUGCUGAGGAUUUGUGGUGUAAAAUCUAGCGCUCGGGCUGUGUGUGUGUAGCUAACAGCGCAGAGGAAAAGCCGGACUGCUACUCUCAUCCACUGCACACUUACUGGACUAUAGGAGCUCUGUUGAUGAAUUAUGUCUGCCACCAGUAUUGAUCCUCAGACAUCAAAAGGACAAGAUGCUAAAGUGCAAAAUGGCUCGCUUCACCAAAAGGAAACUGUCCAUGACAAUGACUUUGAACCGUACCUCACUGGCCAGUCUAAUCCGAACAACAGCUACCAAUCCAUGACUGACCCCUACUUGUCCAGCUACUAUGCGCCAUCCAUUGGGUUUCCUUACCCCCUUAGCGAGGCUCCCUGGUCUACUGGCGGUGACCCUCCAAUCCCUUAUCUCGCCCCCUAUGCCCCACUAAGCAAUGGAGACCAUCAUUUCAUGCAUGACACUGUGUUUGGACAGCCAGGGGGGCUGGGUAGCAGCAUCUAUCCCCACCGUUUUAACUUUUUCCCAGAGAACCCUGCCUUUUCAGCCUGGGGCACCAGUGGCUCCCAGGGGCAGCAGACUCAAAGCUCUGCCUAUGGUGGCAGCUACAGCUACCCACCCAGCUCCCUGGGUGGCACACUGGUACCUGAUGGUCAGACAGGAUUCCACAGUGACACCCUAAACAAAGCACCAGGUAUGAACAGUCUGGAUCAGGGCAUGCUGGGCCUAAAGAUUGGCGGUGAUGUCGUCACAGGCACUGGCUCAGCUGUCAAGACUGUUGGCUCAGUGAUUGGUGCCAGUGGGGCAGUAGCCACUGGCAAUGGGGGAACACCGGUGGGCAUGCCACCCCCUAAACCCACCUCGUGGGCAGCCAUUGCAAGUAAGCCUGCCAAAGCGCAACAGUUAAAGAUCAAAAGCAAAGCAGGGAUGCCAAUGGCAGGGGGUGCACCACCACCACCUCCCAUUAAACAUAACAUGGACAUUGGGACCUGGGACAACAAGGGGUGCAAAGUGCAGUCACCAUUGCCUCUGCAGCAACACCAACAGCAGCAACCGCAGCAGCCUUCUCUUUCUCAUGGUCACUUGCCCCCUCAUCCUCAAGCACCCAUGCCUGCGGCCCAGUCACUAGCUCAGCACAUGGCCCUCCAGGCUCCACUUCCUCCUGGCCCUCCACAGCCAUACCAGAAUCAUUCACCAGCUCCACCCCCUCAGACCCGAUGGGUAGCACCCCGUAAUAGGAACCCUGGUUAUGGUGGAGGGGGUUGUGUGGAUGGCAGUGGUCUUUCUGGUGGUAGUGGUAUGGGCAAUGGAGGCGGAGGAAUGGUGGGCAACAGCUGCAGCAUAGGGACAGGAGACCCACACCCGCUCUUGGAGAAGCUGCGUGCAUCGCACAGCUACAAUCCGAAAGACUUCGACUGGAACCUCAAGCAUGGACGCGUGUUCAUCAUCAAGAGCUACUCUGAGGACGACAUCCACCGUUCUAUCAAGUACUCUAUCUGGUGCAGCACAGAGCACGGCAACAAGCGUCUGGACGCAGCGUUCCGCUCUCUUAACGGCCGGGGCCCCGUCUAUCUGCUGUUUAGCGUAAACGGCAGCGGGCAUUUCUGUGGCGUAGCUGAGAUGCGCUCACCUGUGGACUACGGAACCAGUGCUGGCGUUUGGGCACAGGACAAGUGGAAGGGCAAAUUCGACGUGGACUGGCUUUUCGUCAAGGAUGUGCCCAACAGCCAGUUGCGCCACAUCCGCCUGGAGAACAAUGACAACAAGCCUGUGACCAACUCUCGCGACACACAGGAAGUGCCACUGGAAAAGGCCAAGCAGGUGUUAAAGAUCAUCGCCACCUAUAAGCACACCACGUCCAUCUUUGACGACUUCUCACACUAUGAGAAACGCCAGGAAGAAGAGGAGGUGGUGAGAAAGAACUAUGAACCUGCUCCAUCCCAGAAUCGAUCACGCCUGGAUCAGGACCGCCAAAAUCGAAGUAAACAAUAGGAGACUGUACUCUAUCCCCAUAGCUCGAUCAACGGUUGUUUUAGGACUGACCAUUUGAAAAUAACAUUUAAAAACUGGACACAAGAAGAAAUUUAAAAAGAAACACUUUUUGUUUUCUUUAUUUAAUUUUGGUGACUUGGGCCAGCAUCAAACUCAAGGCUCUGCUCUCCUGUUUCUGGUUUUGGUUCAGUGGGAGAUGAAGUUGAUUAGCACCUGUCAGAAUAACAGCAUUGUGGUCUUUUUGUUGUUUUUUAACACCUCUGUCCUCUUUCAUCUUUCUUGUCCCUCUGCACUUUUUUUUCUUUUUUUCUUUUACUUUGUAUAUUUUGUUUACCUUGUCCUACUCAGCUCUGGCUGUACGAAUCAUAAGUUAAAAUGUAAGUGAGUGUUAAAAGCCCAUGCUAAGUGUUGGUGAGUGUCUCAGAGGAUGUUACAUUCUGGUUUUUGGUAAGCUGAAAUGUUAAAGAUGAUGACGGCUAACCCAGAGCAGCAUGGACUUCUCCCCAUCAUCAGUCACUGUAUUUGGCCAGUUUCAUUUUGUACAAUCAAGACAUGCAUCCUUUUUGUUGGAUGCAGGGCUUCGUAUAGGGUCGACCGAGGAAGAUCUGGGGAGUAUUUGUGCCACUGCAGAUAAGGGACAGUGAAAUGUCUUGCUUAAUAAUGUUGCUCUUAAAGAAAACUAUAUUUUUGAAUUAUGUAACACUCAGCUUCUAACUUUUGUGGUGAGUCAUGUUGGUCAAAAUACUUUGCUUUUCCUUUUGUUUCCUGCUUGGAGCCUUAACUUUUUAAAUCUAUACUGUCAUCCAAACCGUUAAAUAAUUGCUGUACUAUACCUCAACAGCAUAAUCAGGGAAAAGACGUCCCAUGUACCCUCAACCCAAGGGAAGUCAACAUCACUGGCUGAACUGAAGAGGAAAAAUUAGUCUUGAGUUAUGGGUCUGAGCCAAGUGCUACGAAUUGCGUUCUUGGCGUAUUGUUUUGAGCUUCAUUUAACUUUGUACUGUUUCACCAAUGUCCAGCAGAGGUUGUAGUUUCUUUAAGUCGACUUACAAAAAAUGUAGCAUUCACUGCUUUCUAAAAAUCAGUUUAGAUGCAUCACUUUCAGUAUAUUUUUGUUUUCUUGUCCUUCCUUAACAGAUUCAGUUUAUUGAUCUUUUCCUCCCCUCAUUCUGCGUAUAAUGCUAAGCUUUAAUGUAGGAGCAUAUAAUAAUGGAGAACGCCUCAAAUGUGUAACCUGAAAAUUAAUGUUACUGAUUUACUCUUAAAAGUAGAAAAACAUGAAACAAAAAAGAGUAUAUGGUUUCUGUGCGUGAUUUUUUAGGACCUGCUUGCUGUCGUGUGUGUUUGUGUAUGAAACAGAGGGAGUUUAUCCUGUGAGGAUUUCAGAUUUAUAUAAUCAUAUAACAAAUGAUUUAUGAGAAUAUAUGAAAUACUAAAAAAAAAAUUACAAGGCGAACAUUUAAGUCACCCCUGAAAUGAAUAUGCAUUGUAUGGAAGGUCUCUAUCACGUUAUUAGAUUUGAUCAUGGUCAUUAUUAAAAUAAUACUAUAUGUUGUAA